Molecule: messenger RNA, 201 nt
Organism: Pieris macdunnoughi
Lineage: Eukaryota; Metazoa; Arthropoda; Insecta; Lepidoptera; Pieridae
Source: the annotation of a GenBank genome assembly
AUGUUCUAUAAACUGUUUAUCAUUGUCGCUAUGCUGGCAGGAGCCCUGGCUGCUCCAUCUCCUCAAUAUCUGACGUAUACAGCAGGCUUGGACUACAUUUAUCCUGGAAAUGUUCCAUCUGCUAUCUCGCCGUAUUCUUCAUCAUUCUACCCUCUUUCAUAUGGUGGAUAUCCUACAGAAUACUACCUGCGCAGAAAAUAA